GGGGAUCAACUAAAAGCUUUUGCAAACAGAUUGAAUCCCAUUCAAAAUCAAAUCCCAUGUCCCUGCGGAGACUGGCGCUGCUCGCUGCUCUCCUUUUCUUUUUUCCCCUUCCUUUCUUUCUUCUCUUCCUCUGUCCUCGGGGUCGUUCGCUGACCGCUGACCAAAGGUGCGCGCUCAUUGUCCUGCAGCGCUUCCCUCGGAUGAACUGGCCCGGCGAGUUGUCCCUGGGCUGGGUCUCUCCUCCGAGCGCCACAUCGACCAGACCGCUGCUGCUGCUGCUGCUGCUGCUGCGCGCACACCGCGUCUUUGGACACAGCGACGCACAGGCGGCUCCCCUCCGGUGCAGACGCGCGAGAAGCGGCCGGGCACCAGCCAUGAGGUCCCCGCUCUGCGCCGCCGCCGCCGCCCGCCUCGUGCUCCUCUCCUCCGCCGGGUUCAUCGCGUGCGGAGCCUCGGCGCCGUGUGCGAGCGGACAGUUCCUGCUGAAGAGCCGGUGCGUCCCCUGUCACCCCGCCUGCUCGGAGUGCCACGGACACGAGCUGUUCCAGUGCACCACCUGUGGAGUUGAUGAAGAUGGACAGGAACGUUUCCUCCACCAAGGUCGCUGUCGGACACAUUGCCCCCGGCGAGCCUAUCCUGACAGGGGUCACUAUGCCUGCCUGCCCUGCAUAGCCAAUUGUGAACUCUGCACAGAUGGCAACAUAUGUGCCAAAUGUCUGGAACACUACAAACUCCAGAACGGGGUUUGCCAAAUGGCGUCCUGUCACAUAGGGCAGGUGCAGGACCCUGAUACAGGAGAGUGCAUUGACUGUGAGAUGGGCUGCAAAGCAUGUUCCACAGGAGACCCUGAGAUGUGCAACAGCUGCGUUGAAGGUUACGUCCUUUUCAGACACCAGUGUCGCAGGCACUGCCCCCGGAGCACCUACGAGGACUGGGGCAGAGGUUUGUGUCUGUCCUGCCCGGCACCGUGCACAGAUUGCAGGAGUGACACACGCUGCCUUGUCUGCCAGCCUGGUUACUUCCUCCAUGGUGGUGAGUGCACUAAACAGUGUCCGCAGCAAACCUUCAGUGAUUCCACUGGGUGGCGCUGUCAGCCUUGCCACAGCUCAUGCCAGACAUGCUAUGGACCUCAGUCAGCAGACUGUGAGCUUUGCCUCGGUGGGAACCCUUCUCUACAUGGGCAGUGCCCUCUGGUGAACUGCCCAGUGGGACAGUACUUUGAAGGUAUGUUAAGUAAAUAUAGUGAAUGUCACACAUGUGAUGCAGGAUGUAAGACCUGCUUUGGCCCUCAAGCACAGGAUUGCUCUUCAUGUUUCAAAGGAUAUUUCCUGGACCAGGACAGUUCUUGUGUAGUGCAGUGUCCAUCUGGCUCCUACGCAAACUCUGCGACUCAGCUGUGUGAGGACUGCACACCAAACUGUGAGGCCUGCGUGGGCACCAGUGAUAACUGCAUCGGCUGUGCCAAAGGCAGCAAUAAACAAUUUCUCCACCAGGGGCGAUGCUGGUUGAAUUGCCCAGAAGGUUUCUUUGAGACAGCGGAGGGUUCAUGUGAAGCCUGUGACAGCUCUUGUCUGACAUGCGAUGGAAUCAAGUCCCAGUGUCUGUCUUGUGACGAUGGCUACUACUUAGGCAGUGGUAUGUGCAGACUCAACUGUUCACUGCAAACAUAUCCAGCAGACGAUGGUAUUUGCAGACGCUGUCCUCCCCACUGUGACGUUUGCUCGGAUGACAGGACCUGUUUCAAAUGCAGUUUCCUCUACUUGAUGCUGAAUGGCGUGUGUAAAGCCAGUUGUCCCGUGGGUUAUUACGAGGACAUGGAGGAGGGCCGCUGUGGUCAGUGCCACCCUACCUGUGGCAGCUGUUCAGGGCCCUUGGCAGACGACUGUGAGACCUGCUCGCCAUUCAGCCCUAAACUCUACAAGGGUGCCUGCUCCAAGGAGUGCCUCGCUGGCACAUAUUAUGAAACUGAAGCUAUGGAAUGUCAAGAGUGUCAUCAGACUUGCAUGAGCUGUUCCGGCCCAGACGCAAACCAGUGCACCCAGUGCGAGAAAGGACUGGUGUUGGAUCCAAACACAUUGUUGUGUGGCGUGACGGGUGACACAGACUGCCCACCAGGGACCUACCUACACGAUGACCAGUUCACCUGCAUGGGCUGCCAUGGGCACUGCUACUCCUGUGAAGGGCCAGGCGAUGAUGAAUGCCUGACAUGCGUCGUCCCCAAAUACCUUCACAACAGGACCUGUGUGAGGGAGUGUCCCCCUGGCACAUACAACACAAGGCAGGAUGCUGACGGGAAGGAGCUAGGUUUUUGUUUGUCUUGUGAUCACGUUUGUUUCACUUGCACUGGAGAAUCUGCACGAAGUUGCCUUACAUGUUCUCCAGGAUAUCUGAGGCUUCUUCAACUCUGUGUCACUCAUUGUCCAACGGGAUAUUACAAAGAGGGUUCCCACUGUCAGAAAUGUGACCAGUCCUGUGAGCUGUGCACAGGACCAGGGCCGGAGUCCUGCAGGGCCUGUGCACCUCCUCUUCUGGCGCUGGAAGGCACCAAGCUGUGUGUUGAGCGCUGUCCACACCGCUUCUAUAAACGAAAUGACAUAUGCAAACAGUGUCACACCAGCUGUCAGACCUGCACAGAUGCCUCACCUCAGAGCUGCCUGACGUGCGACUGGGGCAGCACUCUAAAGGACAACAUCUGCUAUCCACGUUGUGAGGAGGGGCGGUACCUUUCAGAUGAGGAAACCUGUGAGCCAUGUGACAGCUCAUGUAGGCACUGUACUGGCCCCGGACCUGACCAGUGUCUGACUUGUCACCGGGAUUCUGCUCUUCAUGCUGUGGAGAGCCGCUGUGCCCACUGCUGUCAGGCUGGAGGGAAUGACACCAACUGCUGUGUUUGUGACAGGCGCUCAGCUCUCUGUGUGGAAGCCCCCAGACCCCAGUCAGGAGACGACCAGGAAUCGGACCUGGAUAUGUCCUCCAGAGCUCUGAAUCAAACCUCGGCUGCCUUGCCCAUUUCUCUGUUGCUGGCGCUGGGGUUGGCUCUGGCUGUUUUUGCCUUGGUCAAAGCUCAUGCCCGCAAAAGGUGUUGCUGGGGCCAAAGCUAUGAAAGACUGAGUGGCAGUGCCAGUAUCAAUAUGCCCCAUGGUGUGCCUGAGCCGGACAGCGGCGAUGAGGUGGAUGUGGUGUACACCAGUAGAGGUGGAUCGAUCUAUCGACGCUACAGCUUCAUCCAUGAGCAGGACACUGAUGCAGACCAGGAUGUAGAUGAGAGCACUUAUCUCAACCAGUCUUAAAUAUGUCCAAACUAGAACUUGCAGUACGUGAGGAAUGUGGCAGGUGAAUUCAGUUUAGUUAAGUUUAGUUCAGAAGAUGUGGAGGUAUGUUUCUUCUUGAGUUCUGGUGUUUAUUUCAUUCAACAAAGUGCCUGUAUCUUUAUAAUGCACAUUCUUAGUUGAGGCUGGAAAAAAAAAGUUAAUAAAUAUUUGUGUAUGCCGGAUGUAUGUGUGGUACCAGGCACAGAGAAUACCUGCUGCAGAAGUGGGAGGGGCACCCUGCUUAACAGGCCGAAAAGGUUAUGCAUACAAAAUGGGCCCGGCCUUGUACAGGGUGGGUGUUGCUGCACAGAGCAGAGGUUAAAAACAAUUUCCAUCCAAAACUCACAAUAUAGCACUCUCACUGCAGGUGAUCCUUAAAUGCCAAAAUCAACAGUUAAACAACAUAUCCUCAGGAAAAGGAGGGUAACAAACAGUGGCUGGUAUUUUCCUUUUGAGAAAACAAAUAAAACAAAUUAGUUGCCAGUCUAACCAUUAAUUAUAUUGUUAAUGUUUAAAAAAUUUAACAAACAAACUAUAGGCCUACUUUCCAGGGAUACACUCACUCCCCUAGCACAGUGACACAGCCGGAGGAAGGAUUCCAGUCCAGUGCCACGUCAGUCACGAAACUGAAACAUACAAAUACAUUUUGUGAUAAACAACCCAUUGCAGUCACUGUUCCACCGCUACCAGGUGCGCUCUGCGACAGACGAAGGGUAUUUGUAUUGAGCCAGGCAAACUUUUAGCGUGUCAUGAUCACUGGCUGCUUAUCGCAUGAUUGGGUCAAGUGACCACACACAUACACACAGACUCCCACAUAUGUAAGUGACUUUUUCUGUUUUUACUCGAUAUUAAAGAGUUAUUUGUGAACAUUGUGAAGCAAUUGUGAAAGUGAAAUCAUGAAAUGAAUCCAUCCUCAUGCCAUCAUUACACCUGUAGAAGUAGCUGAGUCACUGAAUUCCUUGAAACACCCUGAUUAGACACACCUACCACUCAUCACACUGUUUGCCUUAUUGCACAAAGCACAGACGCUGCUCAUCAUUUGAUCUGUCUGUCACUUGCACUGAGGCACCUCUGGGAAGGAAAUGGUUUCUGCAAAGAUGACACGACACCUGUUGAGGAACCUCUGUUUCAUCCUCAUGGGUAUGUUUAUUUCAUUUGCCCUUUGGCAAGCUGGUUCUGAUAGGCGGUCAUUGUCUGAACCUGCGAUACCGCAACAGUUCUUUACUGACCUGCCCGGCUGUUCAGCUAUCAUCAGUGGACGCAUAGAGGCCAAGAUGAGUGAAGUAGAGGGGCUUCUGGCAUCUAGGAAGAAAAAGGACCUUUUAUCUGCAGAGUU
Scophthalmus maximus (turbot) is the source of this 4647-nucleotide messenger RNA. RefSeq names its product proprotein convertase subtilisin/kexin type 5. NCBI's taxonomy places the organism in Eukaryota, Metazoa, Chordata, Actinopteri, Pleuronectiformes, Scophthalmidae. The record is from RefSeq and is a predicted model, not a curated record. The transcript is spliced from 17 exons. Bases 57 to 3290 code for a protein of 1077 amino acids.